Rotaria sp. Silwood1 is the source of this 1143-nucleotide messenger RNA. NCBI's taxonomy places the organism in Eukaryota, Metazoa, Rotifera, Eurotatoria, Philodinida, Philodinidae. The record is from the annotation of a GenBank genome assembly.
AUGAGUCGAAAAUCAACAUAUGCUGAUCAUCUAGCAAUUUCAGCAACUGCAGUAGUUUUAAAUAAAAAUAUUAUAAUACAUGAAUUAGUUAAAACAAUGGCCAUUAACUAUUCGAAUAAUGACACAAUAAUGGGUUAUAUUACAAAUAUAUCAAAUGAAAAUAAAAAAAAAAAAUAUUUUAUGAAGUUCACAAUGUUAGCUGAAAAUAAUGAAACAAUUGACGGUUGGGUUUUUAGUAACGUAGCUGGUAUUCUAUCAACACCACUUGGUUUGGCCUUGGACAAUUCAUUUAAAAAUAAAACUGGUUUAAAACUAUGGGGAUCACUUGAAAGUAACAAUGGUACAUCAACUUUUCGUAUGCAAUCAUGGUCAAAACAUCAAUCGAUUAAUCUCAGUUUUUAUCUUCAAACACCAUCAAAUAAUAUUACAUGUAUAACAGAUGCAUUAGCAAGUAAUGAACUUACUACAAUUCGUGUAUCCGUAAUUGAUAUUCGACCAUCAGAAAAUUAUACAAGUAAAGGAAUAACCCGAACAUCAACAUUUAUAUUAAUUGGAGAUCAAACAGCUACAUGUUACUUAUUAGUAAUCGAUUUAUCACCAGGUGUAUUUGAAAUACAAAAAGCAUAUGAUAUUACAAAAAUUCGUAAAAAAUUUUUCAAUGGCUCUUAUUUAUUGACAACUACAAUCGACACACAUAUAUCAUUAUCUAACACGACAGUAAUGCCUAAUAUUGAUAAUGUUACACAAACAAUGAAUAUAAACUUAAAUGAUCGAAAUACAAUUACAACAACUAUAAACGAAGUCGGACAAAUUCGACGAUUAUACAAUUGUUCAACAUGUCAAGGUGAUUUAAAUGAAGUUAAAAAUGCUGCUGCAUUAUUAUUUUGUGAGAAAUGUCAUCGACAUAUUUUGAAAAUCAAUGUUACAUUACAUGUAUCUACUACAAUAGUACUACAAAAAGGAGAAGAAAAAAUUAUUUUAUUCGUUAACGAUCAAACACUUUGUGAACUACUUGCUAUAAUUGGUGUAACAAUUAACAUGCUUGAUACAGAUAUCGUAAUUGCUAUGAUGUCCAGUACCAAGUUAACUUUCGAAUAUAGUGAAUUACGUAAAGAAUUACUUGCAGUUACAAAACCAAAUUAA